AUGUCUCCCGAAGAAAAAGUCUGUAAGUACUGUGGAGUCAGCUAUCUAAUUCUUCAUGAGUUUAAGGCUAUGGAAGAAAAAUUUGUGAAAGCAAAGGAAGAAGAGAGAAAAUUUUAUCAAGGAAGUGUCGAAUGUGAAAAGAGACUUCAAGAAAAGCUACAGUCUCUUAGCCAAGAUUUUGAACAGUACAAAAUUGACAAUGAAUCCAAAACGGAAAGGCGGGCAGUCUCCAUCGUGGGAGAGUUUGCAGAGAGGGUUCUGAACUUGCCUGAGAUGCUGGAAGAAGCAGAGCAAGGAUACCGGUGUGAACCUGGGCUGUCUCCGGCCCUGGCUUUGGGGGGCUGUCGCUCCUGGCUGGGAUCCCGAGCUGACCUGGGGAAUCACUGA
Eubalaena glacialis (North Atlantic right whale) is the source of this 387-nucleotide messenger RNA. Its product is annotated as protein LEKR1-like. Bases 1 to 387 code for a protein of 128 amino acids. NCBI's taxonomy places the organism in Eukaryota, Metazoa, Chordata, Mammalia, Artiodactyla, Balaenidae. The record is from RefSeq and is a predicted model, not a curated record. The transcript is spliced from 3 exons.